ACAAAACUCGAGGCGUGAACGUGGCAGCCAUUUUACAUCAUCAAGAGUGAAUGACUGAAGCCGGACCAGUGCCGGGACUUUUACACUUUUACUGUCUUUUAAGUAUCUAAUCUACCCUUCAAAACAAUCCGCAUCACACGCGUUGGUGAUCCAGCGGCAGAUUUCUGGAGACAUGGCCACAGAGCAUAUAAAUGGAAAUGGUCCAGAAGAUCCAAUGGACACCUCUGCUGCAGUUACCCAUUCUGAGCACUUCCAGACUUUAUUAGAAGCUGGUUUACCACAGAAAGUUGCUGAAAAACUAGAUGAAAUUUACCUAGCAGGUUUGGUGUCUCACAGUGAUCUUGAUGAUCGAGCUAUUGAGGCUCUGAAAGAAUUCAACGAAGAAGGUGCUCUUCAAGUAUUGUUACAGUUUAAGGACAGUGACCUCUCACAUGUUCAGAACAAAAGUGCCUUUCUUUGUGGCGUGAUGAAGACCUACAGACAGAGAGAGAAACAGGGGACCAAAGUGUCGGACACUAUUAAAGGACCAGAUGAAGCAAAAAUUAAAGCUCUACUGGAAAGGACUGGCUACACACUUGACGUGACAACAGGCCAGCGAAAGUAUGGAGGUCCCCCACCAGAGUGUGCUCACUCUGGCACACAGCCCUCUGUUGGUACAGAGAUUUUUGUAGGCAAAAUCCCCAGAGACCUUUUUGAGGAUGAGCUUGUUCCACUCUUUGAAAAAGCUGGCCCCAUCUGGGACCUGCGUCUUAUGAUGGAUCCUUUCAGUGGCCUGAACCGAGGCUAUGCCUUUGUCACUUUCUGCACUAAAGAAGCCGCACAGCAAGCUGUCAAAUUGUGCAAUAAUAAUGAAAUACGACCAGGAAAACAAAUCGGAGUGUGUAUCUCUGUGGCCAAUAACAGGCUUUUUGUUGGGUCUAUUCCUAAGAGUAAAACAAAAGAGCAGAUUGUUGAAGAAUUUGCAAAAGUCACAGAGGGCCUAAAUGAUGUCAUUUUGUACCACCAACCGGAUGAUAAGAAGAAGAACCGAGGCUUUUGUUUUCUGGAGUAUGAGGACCAUAAGACGGCUGCACAAGCACGCCGGAGACUUAUGAGCGGCAAAGUUAAGGUGUGGGGAAAUGUGGUCACAGUAGAAUGGGCUGACCCUAUUGAGGACCCAGAUCCUGAAGUCAUGGCCAAGGUUAAGGUGCUGUUUGUUAGAAAUCUGGCUAGCACUGUUACAGAAGAGAUACUUGAAAAGACUUUCAGUCAGUUUGGCAAACUGGAACGUGUGAAAAAGCUUAAGGAUUACGCAUUCAUCCACUUUGAAGAAAGGGAUGGUGCUGUGAAGGCUCUGGCUGAUUUGAAUGGAAAAGAACUUGAGGGGGAGCAUAUUGAAAUUGUCUUCGCAAAACCCCCUGAUCAGAAGAGAAAAGAGCGUAAAGCUCAAAGACAAGCUGCCAAAACACAAAUGUAUGAUGAUUACUACUACUAUAUGCCUCCCCACAUGGCCCCACCCACCAGGGGCAGAGGGCGAGGUGGACGAGGCGGUUACACAUACCCUCACGAUUAUUAUUGUUAUGAAGACUACUAUGAUUACUAUGGAUAUGACUAUCAUAACUACCGUGGAGGCUAUGAUGACCCAUAUUAUGGAUAUGAAGACUUCCAAGGGUCUGGGAGAGGCCGGGGAGCUCGAGGGGGAAUUCGAGGAACCACCAGUCAAACACGCGGCCGUGCGGUUGUUACACGUGGCCGCAUGGGAUUCUCUCAACGAGGUGGGCCUGGAACUACCCGAGCAGGGAAGCGAGGCCGGGCACGCUCCUGACCUGUGCCUGUGGAUACUGACUUGAUGAGUGGGGUUACACCGUAAGCUGCAAUGGAUGUUAAUACAAAAGAGCAUGACACAAGGUCCAAUGAUAUUCCAGCCUUACAAAGAAGCAUUUCCCUCCCCAUGUUUUUUUUUUUCUUUUUGAAACUGCCACCUUAAAAAGAUUUAGGAUUUAUUACAGGCCAUGGCCUUUGUCCAGAGCUGAUACAGGGCUUGCUGCCCAAACAAUCUACCCCUUCCCUGUCCCUAAAAUGCCAUUUUAAAAAAGAUAAUUAUUGAUGAAUUUGCACUUUUAAGUUUCUUAGGUUUGAAGUGGCUCGAAGGAGCUUGAUGCUAUGUAUAUGUUUGUGCUAUUUGCAAUUUUAUUAUUGUCGGAAUAUCCAUGUUAAUCUUAAAUGUUUGAUCUGGAUGUUUGAAUGAGAAAGAACAUUUGCAGGUUUUUAAGGUGUACCCACCUGGCAUGGAUAAGUCAGGCAUUCCAGGAACGUGGUUCUUUUCAGAACUUGUCUUUAAAGGGUUGGUUGACUACCUCAGUACAGAGGACUAAACUACCCGGCCUGUACUGUAAAUAGGGAAACUAUGUUGAUGAAAGCAGGGUUUGUUUUAAAAUAAAAUAUGCACAAGAGCUGCAGCGAAAACGAUGUACUUAAUGUAAUAUAAUCAUUUCAGCUGCAGCUCAGACACUGCUAACAGUCAAACUGGGCAUGCAAAAUUAUCUCAUGUGAUGAGUAUAAACAAACCCUGCUUUUAUCUUAUUUUGAACUGAAUUGGCUGCAAUGCCUUUUCAGAAUAUGUAGUUACUGGUUGUAUAGUUUUUGGAUAAAUGUUACUUUUGUAAAGGCUUAAACAUCACAGGUAUCCAAUUGCCUUUGAUUUAACAAAAAAUACACACAAAAUAAUAAAAAAUAAAGCCCUGCAGUGUCCCUUUUGUGCCACGGUAACUUGACAGUGAUCUUACCUUCUGGAUGAAAACCAGUUUUAAAUGUCAAAUGAUCAUGUAACACUCGAGAUUCAAGAUAAAAAAAAAUGAAGUUUCCAUUUGAUGGAGUUUUGCUCUACAAAUGGAUUGCCCACCUGUAGUUUGUUUGGUACAAACUACAGGGGCUGAAGGGAUACUGCAGUGAGUUUCUAUUUCCACAUAGCAAAAAGGAAACUGUGCUUCAGUCCCAGUUUUCUACAGUUAACUCCCUCGUAAAAAAAAAAAAAAUCAUUACCAACUUUUGAAAAAAGAAAAAAUGUUAGCAGUUUUAAACUAUUGUUGGUGGCCAACAUCAUUUUUUGCAUUCCUGCAAAUUGUUUUAUACUGUAAAAUGGAGGUGAGUGUAACUUAUUUUUGUAAUAAAGUUUUUGAUUUCUA
Periophthalmus magnuspinnatus is the source of this 3164-nucleotide messenger RNA. RefSeq names its product heterogeneous nuclear ribonucleoprotein Q. The transcript has 12 exons. Bases 173 to 1804 code for a protein of 543 amino acids. The record is from RefSeq and is a predicted model, not a curated record. Gene Ontology annotation, molecular function: mRNA 5'-UTR binding. NCBI's taxonomy places the organism in Eukaryota, Metazoa, Chordata, Actinopteri, Gobiiformes, Gobiidae. Gene Ontology annotation, cellular component: ribonucleoprotein complex; nucleus; CRD-mediated mRNA stability complex. Gene Ontology annotation, biological process: CRD-mediated mRNA stabilization.